Messenger RNA from Vigna radiata var. radiata (mung bean), 1443 nucleotides. Its product is annotated as random slug protein 5-like. The transcript has 7 exons. The coding region runs from base 425 to 1180 and encodes 251 amino acids. Lineage: Eukaryota; Viridiplantae; Streptophyta; Magnoliopsida; Fabales; Fabaceae. The record is from RefSeq and is a predicted model, not a curated record.
GAAUAAAACAAGAUGGAGAGAAAAAAAAGUCAGCAACGUGUGUUGGCGAAUUGCAAUAAUGGCCUCAACCCUUUUCGGUGAACCUUAGUCACUCUCUGUUAUCUCUACACACGCCAACACUACUCCCACUUCUCUCUCUUCGCUUCAGUUCUUCUGUCAUGGUGGUGCAUGCAUGAGCUCGGUCAAUGCACGAUUCUUCUUGUCAAAGUCAAACAAAGUGCCUUUGAAAUUUUAAACCCGCUUUCUAAGAAAAUGCUUUCUUUUCAGUUCCUAUAAAUUGGAUGCAGACUCAACAGAGAAGGAAGAGAUUGUUGGAAAGAAGAACAGAGACGGCCAUUGAAGACAGUGACAGCUCAUUGGAACCAAAGAGGUUAAGGUUCUUCGCUUGAAGCGAAACAGAGUGAAAGAAUCAGAGAAGCUUGAAAUGGAAGCCAUGAACGUGACGACGAGGGUUAGAGAAGAAGUGCGUCUUGAAGAUGAUAGCACUGAGACUGAACUCCACAAAAUCCGUCUCUUGAGGGCUAUGGUUGAAGCACGAGAUCCCUCUGCUAAGGAAGAAGAUGAUUUUACGAUUAGAAGAUUCCUACGUGCUCGUGAUUUAGAUUUGGAGAAGGCUUCUACAAUGUUCCUCAAGUACUUGAAAUGGAGACAUUCGUUUCCAAAUGGUUCUGUAUCCGUAUCAGAAGUUCGCAAUGAACUUGCUCAAGAGAAGGUGUUCAUGCAAGGAAAGGACAAGAUAGGUCGACCUAUAGCUGUUGUAGUCGGUAGAAAACAUUUUCAGAACAAAGAUGGUGGAGAUGAAUUCAAACGGUUUGUCGUCUACGUGUUUGACAAAAUAUGUGCAAGUAUUCCACCUGGUCAAGAAAAGUUUGCUGCUAUAGCUGAACUUAAGGGAUGGGGAUACUCAAACAGUGACGUUCGUGGAUACCUUGGUGCUCUAUCAGUUUUGCAGGAUUACUACCCGGAAAGAUUGGGGAAGUUGUUUAUUGUCAAUGCACCAUACAUAUUUAUGAAAGUGUGGCAAAUUAUUUAUCCUUUCAUUGACAACAAAACCAAGAAGAAGAUAGUAUUUGUGGAUAAAAACAAGGUGAAAUCAACACUGCUAGAAGACAUUGAUGAAAGUAAUAUACCAGAGAUAUUCGGUGGGCCACUGCCAUUAGUCCGACUUCAGGAUAUCUAAUUAAAGAACUGCUAACAAAUAAGGAGAGACCAUACUAGAAAAAAUAAACUUUAUUCUUUCUAAUUUAUGUAUUUGUAUGCUAUUUUCUGUACCCAAAUAAAGUACAUGGCACAAUAUAGACUGGCCAUUGUUGUCUCAACAGAUUUAAUUUGGUGCUAUACUUGUCCUCAUUCUCAUCCAAUAGAAACCAAUGUAGGUAGGCUAUUGCAUCAAAGAGUGAUGUUUGGUGUAUGUUACGAUGCAAUAUGCUGUUACUUCAUCAA